Ambispora leptoticha is the source of this 1560-nucleotide messenger RNA. NCBI's taxonomy places the organism in Eukaryota, Fungi, Glomeromycota, Glomeromycetes, Archaeosporales, Ambisporaceae. The record is from the annotation of a GenBank genome assembly.
AAUGUGGAAAUUGGAUCACUUCCGACUGAAUUUGAUUCUCCAUCAAAAGGCAAGCGUAUCAGAACUGAGACGAGUCAGCCAUCUGGAGAGCAAAGUGCAGAGGAAGAUAAUCUUUUGAGCACGUUGCCUAUUUCACAUGAAAUUAAAUUAAAUGACCAUUUUAAGAGCAUUACAGCAUUGGCUCUUGAUCCUGCUGGCGCGCGGUUGAUCACCGGAAGCUAUGAUUAUGACAUAAAGUUUUGGGAUUUUGCAGGAAUGGAUUCUAGCUUGCGUCCAUUUCGUAGUCUUCGUCCGUGUGGUGAUCACCAAAUUCAUCAUAUCGAAUAUAGUUUAAGUGGUGACCAGUUCUUGAUUAUUUCCGGUUCUGCACGACCAAAAUUAUAUGAUCGAGAUGGAUUCGAAAUCGAAGAGUAUAUUAAGGGUGAUCCUUAUAUACGUGAUAUGAGAAAUACAAGUGGACACGUGGCUGCAUUAACAUCUGGAGGAUGGCAUCCACAUGAUAAAAAAUGCUUUUUUACAGCCUCUGCUGAUAGCACGAUAAGAUUAUGGGAUGUGGAAAAUAAGCGUAAACAGAAACAAGUUAUUGUGUUUAAAACUAAAGAACGUGGCGGUAGGACUAUAGUCACGGCAGUUGCAUAUAGUCCCGAUGCUAAAUUAAUCGCUGCUGCUGCCCAAGAUGGCAACUUGUGUCUCUGGCCUGCAAAUGGACCAUAUGCUCGUCCUUCGCACACUAUAGAAAAGGCACAUUCACCACACAGUGAAACAUCCUCAAUAAUAUUUUCGCGUAAUAAUUGGACAAUAGUUACAAGAGGCGGCGACGAUACCGUCAAAGUAUGGGAUACGAGAAAUUUUAAGAGUGCUGUAUCGGUGGCGAGUGAUCUUCCAAGUUAUAAUCCCGAAACUAACGCGAUAUUUAGUCCGGAUGAACGUCUAAUAAUAACUGGCACUGCGGUUAAAAAGGGGGAAGGUUACGGAAAACUCGUAAUGAUGGAUCGUGACUCUCUACAAAUUAUUCGGACAAUGAGUAUAACACAAUCCAGUGUAAUACGAGUAUUAUGGCACUCUAGAAUAAAUCAGAUCAUAACAGGAAGCGCUGACGGCGCCGCUCACGUAUUUUACGAUCCGAAUGUAAGCGUUCGAGGAGCAAAGCUCUGUGUCGUCAAAGAGGCAAAGAAACGAGCGAUUGAUGAAUUUGAGAUCAAUCGACCGAUCAUUGCGCCACACUCGUUGGCUCUAUUUCGAGAUGAUAGACCGAAAACGACAAAAAGAAAACGAGAGAAACUUCGUAAAGAUCCGAUUGCUUCCAGGAGACCUGAUUUGCCUGUUAGUGGACCUGGUAAAGGGGGAAAAAUCGGUAGCAGUUUAACGCAACAUAUUAUGAAAGAUUUGAUAAGAGAUACGACAAGAGAUGAGGAUCCACGUGAAGCAUUAUUGAAAUAUGCCACGGUAUCUGAAACUGAUCCAAAAUGGAUAGGAACAGCAUAUAAGCACACACAACCAGUUCCGAUUUUAGCAGAGACUACCGGAGAGGAAGAGGAAGAAGAGGAAGAUCAAAAAUAA